Paramecium pentaurelia is the source of this 1215-nucleotide messenger RNA. The record is from the annotation of a GenBank genome assembly. NCBI's taxonomy places the organism in Eukaryota, Ciliophora, Oligohymenophorea, Peniculida, Parameciidae.
AUGAAAAAUUUUAAUUAAGAGAGGACAUCACAUAAAUUGGAAUAUACAACAAAAAUGAUUCAUAAAUUAUUUAAUUAUACACAAUUAAUACUAUUUUCUUUAAAUAACUAAUGUGAUAAGUAUUUUUUAAUUAAAAUAAUAAUUUAACUUAGUGAAAAUAUAAACUUAAAUAUAGUUAAAGUAUUUAUGAUUAAUUACUUUAGACAAGAUUGAAGAAUAAAAACUUUAGGUUGAUGCUGAAUUGAAGAGUGAAGUAAGUUUCUGAUUACAUUUUAUAGUCUUAGGUGUAGUAUAUAAGUGGAUACUCUCAAUUAUUUGUACUUAAUUACAUAUUUAGGAAGAAAUAACCAACUUUAUGCCAAAAGGAUUCUUCUGCAGUAAGUUAAUUAAGCCUUGUUUAAUCCCUUGUAAAAUACCAAAUGGCAAGAGUCCCUAAGACUUUCAGUCAUUAUAUUUUUUGGAAUUUUUAAGGAUAUUGCAUUCAUAAUAGAACCAAUCUGUAAACUGGCAAAUUCAAUCAUAGAAGGAAAUAUGGACAUAACCAAUAAAAUGUUCUAUGUUUUGGGAUUGGAGCUUACAUAGGAAGAAUAAAAAUUGAGUGGUAUAUAUCUCUUAAAAGCUGUCAUGUCAAAGUGGAUUAAUGCGGUUGAUAUUUUGAUUGAAAUGAUUAUAUGCAUUUACCUUCAUCUAUGGAGGUAUAAAAGAAUAGAACAUCCUAUUUUUUUUGAAUGUCCUUUAAAUAAUACCAUACCUUUAUCUAUGAAAGAAUGUGAUUUUAAGGAACCCUUAAUAUGUAUCAUUCAGCUAAAUUAUAUUCAAAAAAACUGAAAUGUUAGUAUUAAAUUAAAUUUGAAAUUAUAAGUGUUGUAAGGAGUUUUUUAACAAAUUUCUUAAUCGUAUCUAAGACCAAAUACUGAAAAAAGUGGAUUUUUUUCUUUUGGUAGAAUAUUUUCAGGUACUAUAAGAACAAGUAUAAUUGGUUAAAGAAUAUUCAAAAAAAAUACUGAUGAUGGCCAAAUAAGCAAAAUACAUAUCAGAUGUUCCUUGUGGUUAUAUUGUAUGAUUAGGAUGUUGUCUUAUUAAGGAGGGGUACAAUAUCGGAUCAACCAGAAUCUAAUCUAAUCAGAUCAACGAAUUAUUUAGUUUCACCAUUAAUAAAAGUGCCUGCUUGACCUCAAAAUCCAAAAAAUCAACCUAUAUUAUAAGAGUGUUUGA